UUUUUUUCCUGUUUUUUUUCCAUAAUCCUUUUUCUUCUCCUCAAAUAAUCAUAAUGACCAUCGAACAUAACAACCCCUUUGUAAAUACUCCCGCCCAAGGUUCCGACACUACCAUCAGUGCCGAAGAUAUGUUAAAGCUUUUAGAUACACUCAAGAUCGAUACUUCAGACACUGAACUUCAAGCUUUACUUUUAAACGCACAGAAUGGUCAACCUGUUGAACGUGAUACUUUGAUGACCGUUGUUACAAACCUCUUAUCAAACGAUACCAAGCAUCUCGGUGAACUAAACGAAAACAUUGGUGAUUUCGAAAUCGAGUUUAGAUAAACUAUUGAUGAUUCCCUCCUCUCUCUUCUACACAAAAAAAUAAAUAAUAAAAAAAGGAUUCUCCCAAGUGUUACAAAACCCAUGGCUCUGACUCUCCGACAUCCUUCGGACUCUUAA
Molecule: messenger RNA, 443 nt
Organism: Mucor mucedo
Lineage: Eukaryota; Fungi; Mucoromycota; Mucoromycetes; Mucorales; Mucoraceae
Exons: 2
Coding region: 54-326 (90 amino acids)
Source: RefSeq, a predicted model, not a curated record